Macrobrachium nipponense is the source of this 1030-nucleotide messenger RNA. Its product is annotated as acetoacetyl-CoA synthetase-like. Gene Ontology annotation, biological process: lipid metabolic process. NCBI's taxonomy places the organism in Eukaryota, Metazoa, Arthropoda, Malacostraca, Decapoda, Palaemonidae. The record is from RefSeq and is a predicted model, not a curated record. Gene Ontology annotation, molecular function: acetoacetate-CoA ligase activity.
AAGAAUGGGAAGAAAGAUGGAACCCACUGAAUUUAAGCAAGUCCCAUUCCAUCAUCCACUCUUCAUCAUGUUUUCAUCUGGGACUACAGGUGUCCCAAAGUGUAUGGUGCAUUCUGUUGGUGGUACUUUGAUUCAGAUUGCUAAGGAACAUGUACUGCAUUGCGACUUAUCGAGAGAUGAUGUCCUCACUUAUUAUACAACAACUGGUUGGAUGAUGUGGAACUGGCUGAUUGUUGGACUAUUUUCUGGAUGUGCUCUUCUGCUUUAUGAUGGCUCCCCACUCCUACCUACUCCAAAUAUUCUCUGGGACCUUGUAGAUAAAUUAGGAGUUACAGUAUUGGGAACCGGGGCAAAGUGGCUUGCAGUAUUAGAGGAGAAAGGAGAAAAAGGUUUAAGCCUCGUGAAACUCCACAACCUUUCUUCUUCUUUAAGAGCAGUUCUGUCUACUGGGUCACCGCUUGCUGAUCAUUCUUUCCGUUAUGUAUAUAAUGAUAUAAAGAAAGACGUACUACUUGGAUCAAUAUCAGGAGGUACUGAUAUCAUUUCGUGUUUUAUGGGAAGUAAUCCCAGUUUGCCUGUGUAUGAAGGAGAAAUUCAGUCCAGGAAUUUGGGAAUGGCAGUUGAAGCCUGGGAUGAAGAUGGGUGCCCUGUGUGUGACAUGAGUGGAGAGCUGGUUUGCACUCGACCUUUUCCUUCAAUGCCAACUCAUUUUUGGAAUGAUGACGGGGGCAUCAAAUAUACCAAGGCUUACUUUGCAAAGUUUCCUCAUACUUGGACGCAUGGAGAUUAUGUAUGCAUCAGUUCAAAGACUGGAGGAAUAACAAUGUUAGGACGAAGUGAUGGUACCCUCAACCCAAAUGGUGUGCGAUUUGGGAGCUCUGAAAUUUAUAAUAUAGUGGAACAAUUUGAAGAAGUUGUUGAUAGUGUGUGUGUUGGUCAAAGAAAUGCAGCCGGAGAAGAACGUGUCAUUUUAUUCCUAAAACUCCAUCCAGAAAUAUGGCACAGGAGUUUACGAGACGCAUUGGAUUAA